Molecule: messenger RNA, 4787 nt
Organism: Erinaceus europaeus (western European hedgehog)
Lineage: Eukaryota; Metazoa; Chordata; Mammalia; Eulipotyphla; Erinaceidae
Gene: PTK7
Product: protein tyrosine kinase 7 (inactive)
Exons: 20
Coding region: 211-3423 (1070 amino acids)
Biological process (GO): homophilic cell-cell adhesion; synapse organization; protein phosphorylation
Cellular component (GO): plasma membrane; neuronal cell body; axon
Molecular function (GO): ATP binding; axon guidance receptor activity; protein kinase activity
Source: RefSeq, a predicted model, not a curated record
GCGUCGAGGGGUGGGGCUUGGCGGCAGCGCGCGGGGGGACUCGGAGGGCUCGGAGGGCUCGGGUGCGCGCGGCUCCGGAUCCGGCUCGGUUCCCGCUCGGGACGCUUCGGGCUCCGGCUGCAGCUGCUGCGGCGAUCGCGCUUCGGUGCGUUCGGCCUCCCGGGCCCGCGGGGGAGCGCAGUCCACGCGCCUAUCCCCGAGCCCGGCACGAUGGGAGCCGCGCGGGGAGCCCCGAGCCGCUCGGGCCGGCUGCCUCUGCUCAGCGUCCUGCUGUUGCCGCUCCUGGGCGGUGCACAGGUAGCCAUCGUCUUUAUUAAAGAGCCUUCAUCUCAGGAUGCACUGCAAGGGCGCCGGGCACUGCUCCGCUGUGAGGUGGAAGCCCCUGUCCCUGUCCACAUCUACUGGCUGUUGGAUGGUGUCCCUGUUCAGGACACCGAGCGGCGCUUUGCCCAGGGCAGCAGCCUGAGCUUCACAGCUGUGGACCGCCUGCAGGACUCUGGAACUUUCCAGUGCGUGGCUCGGGACAAUGCCACAGGACAGGAAGCCCACAGUGCCAACGCCUCCUUCAACAUCAAAUGGAUUGAGACUGGGCCUGUCGUCUUGAAGCACCCAACCUUGGAAGCCGAGAUCAAGCCACAGACUCAGGUCACUCUGCGAUGUCACAUCGAUGGCCACCCUCGGCCCACCUACCAGUGGUUCCGAGAUGGGAGCCCCCUUUCUGACAGUCAGAGCAACCACACGGUCAGUAGCAAGGAGCGGAACCUGACUCUCCGGCCGGCCGGCCCUGAGCACAGUGGCCUCUACUCCUGCUGUGCCCACAAUGCCUUUGGCCAGACCUGCAGCAGCCAAAACUUCACCUUGAGCAUUGCAGAUGAGAGCUUUGCUAGGGUGGUGCUGGCGCCCCAGGACGUGGUGGUGGCAAGGAACGAGGAGGCCCUCUUCCACUGCCAGUUCUCAGCCCAGCCGCCCCCGAGUCUACAGUGGGUGUUUGAGGACGAGACUCCUAUCACUAACCGCAGUCGAUCCCCUCACCUCCGCAGAGCUGUGGUCUUUGCCAACGGGUCCCUCCUGCUGACCCAGGUCCGGCCGCGCAACGCAGGGGUCUACCGCUGCAUCGGCCAGGGGCAAAGGGGCCCUCCUGUUGUCCUGGAGGCCAAGCUUCACCUGGCAGAAAUUGAAGACAUGCUGCCUUUUGAGCCCCGGGUGUUCACUGCUGGCCGUGAGGAACGUGUGGCCUGCCCGCCCCCCCAGGGCCUGCCGGAACCCCAAGUGUGGUGGGAACAUGCAGGAGUGCGGCUGCCUGCUCACGGCAGAGUUUCACAGAAGGGCCAUGAGUUGGUGUUCAUCAGUACCGUUGAGAGUGAUGCUGGCGUCUAUACCUGCCAUGCAGCUAACCUGGCCGGUCAGAGGCAACAGGAUGUCAACAUCACCGUCGCCACUUUGCCCACAUGGCUGAAGAAGCCCCAAGACAGCCAGCUGGAAGAGGGCAAGCCAGGCUAUUUGCAUUGCCUGACCCAGGCCACACCCAAACCUACAGUCAUCUGGUACCGAAACCAGAUGCUCAUCUCAGAGGACUCUAGGUUUGAAGUGUUUAAGAACGGGACCUUGCGUAUCAACAGUGUGGAAGUGUACGAUGGGACCUGGUACCGCUGUGUGAGCAGCACCCCAGCAGGCAGCAUCGAGGCCCAAGCCCGCGUCCAAGUGCUGGAGAAGCUCAAGUUUACACCGCCGCCCCGUCCACAACAGUGCAUGGAGUUUGACAAGGAGGCCACGGUGGCCUGCUCAGCCACCGGGCGAGAGAAACCCACUAUUAAGUGGAUUCGGGCAGAUGGGAGUAGCCUCCCAGAGUGGGUGACAGAUAAUGCUGGAACUUUGCAUUUUGCCAGGGUGACCCGUGAUGAUGCUGGCAACUACACAUGCAUCGCCUCCAAUGGGCUUCAGGGCCAGAUCCGCGCCCAUGUCCAGCUCACUGUGGCAGUUUUCAUCACCUUCAAGGUGAAGCCAGAGCGCACAACUGUCUACCAGGGCCACACAGCCCUGCUACGGUGUGAGGCCCAGGGAGACCCCAAGCCACUCAUUCAGUGGAAAGGCAAAGAUCGCAUCCUGGAUCCAACCAAACUAGGACCCAGGAUGCACAUCUUCCAGAAUGGCUCCCUGGUGAUCCACGACGUGGCUCCUGAAGACUCAGGCCACUAUACCUGCAUCGCGGGCAACAGCUGUAACAUCGAGCACACAGAAGCCCCCCUCUACGUCGUGGACAAGCCCCUGCAGGAAGACUCUGAUAGUUCAGGCAGCCCUCCCCCCUACAAGAUGAUCCAGACCAUUGGGCUGUCAGUGGGUGCUGCGGUGGCCUAUAUCAUCGCUGUCCUUGGCCUCAUGUUCUACUGCAAGAAGCGCUGCAAAGCCAAGCGGCUCCAAAAGCAGCCUGAGGGAGAGGAGCCCGAGAUGGAGUGCCUCAACGGUGGACCUUUGCAGAAUGGACAGCCCUCAGCGGAGUUCCAAGAGGAAGUGGCCUUGACCAGCCUCGGCUCUGGCUCUGCUGCCACUAACAAACGCCACAGCACAAGUGACAAGAUGCACUUCCCAAGGACCAGCCUACAGCAUAUCACCACAUUGGGGAAAAGUGAGUUUGGGGAGGUGUUCCUGGCGAAGGCACAGGACUUGGAGGAGGGGGCGGCGGAGACCCUGGUGCUGGUGAAGAGCCUGCAGAGCCGAGAUGAGCAGCAGCAGCUGGACUUCCGGAGGGAAUUCGAGAUGUUUGGGAAGCUGAACCAUGCGAACGUGGUGCGGCUCCUGGGGCUGUGCCGGGAGGCCGAGCCCCACUACAUGGUGCUGGAGUAUGUGGACCUGGGAGAUCUCAAGCAGUUCCUGAGGAUUUCCAAGAGCAAGGAUGAAAAAUUGAAGUCACAGCCCCUCAACACUAAGCAGAAGGUGGCUCUGUGCACCCAAGUGGCCCUGGGUAUGGAGCACCUGUCCAACAACCGCUUUGUGCAUAAGGACCUGGCUGCUCGCAACUGUCUGGUUAGCGCUCAGAGGCAGGUGAAGGUGUCAGCCCUGGGGCUCAGCAAGGACGUGUACAACAGUGAGUACUACCACUUCCGCCAGGCCUGGGUGCCACUGCGCUGGAUGUCCCCGGAGGCCAUCCUGGAGGGUGACUUCUCCACCAAAUCUGAUGUCUGGGCGUUUGGUGUGCUGAUGUGGGAAGUGUUCACCCAUGGUGAGAUGCCCCAUGGUGGACAGGCCGAUGAUGAAGUACUGGCAGACUUACAAGCUGGGAAGGCGCGACUCCCACAGCCUGAUGGCUGCCCCUCCAAGCUCUACCGGCUGAUGCAGCGCUGCUGGGCGCCCAGCCCCAAGGACCGGCCCUCCUUCAGUGAGAUCGCCAACUCCCUGGGAGACAGCCCUGCGGACAGCAAGCCGUGAGGAGGGAGCCUCGGCAAGCUGUGCCUCAGGAUGGUGUGGGAGGGGUAGGACCUCUUGAGGGGCACCCACAGCAUGCUGGGCAAGAUGCCUGUCCUCCUUGCCCUGGGGGCUCUGUGAAGGCCUGGGCAGGGCCUAGGCUCCCCUCUUCUUCACCUCAGCCCCUGGGGAGGCUCUCUAUGACCCAAACUUAGGUGACUAGAACCUUGGACUGGCAGCUUCCUCUGCCACCCCUUCCCUCUUCAGGGAUAGUGUGGGUGCCUCAGGUAACCCGUUUCUGGCCUGGGCCUCCUCCUUGACUAGGCCACUCACCUACCAACUUUACCUGGAGAAGAAAGACUAGGCUGGAGAUGAGCUGGAUUGGAGGGGGAGUCUCUUAAUAUACUCAAGCUUGCAGGCUCUUCUGGGGUCUGCAGUAGGACCAUAGGGGCGAUGUCAGUGAGUCCCCUCUCCCUCCCACACCCCAUGGACUUGUGCACACUGAGGCAGCCCCGUGCUUCCCUGCCUCUCUCUCUUUCCCUCAUCCUAAGUGCCUGGCAGAUGAAGGAGUUUUCAGGAGCUUUUGACACUAUAUAACCCGCCCUUUUUUGUAUGCACCAUGGGGCGGCUUUUGUAUGUAUUUGCAGUGUGGGGUGGGUGGGCAUGAGAGGGAGGGUAGGUGCUGGAGGAGCUGUGGAGGGUGGCCCCUGCCUCACCAUUAUUGUUGUUUCAUUUUGUUGAUUUCUUUCUUUCUCUCUCUCUCUCUUUUUUUUUUACACUCGCUGCUCUCAAUAAAGAAGCCUGUUUUUUUUUUUUUUUUUACAAGUCGCUGAUGAUGCUCUUUCUCUGUUGUUGCCCAUAAACUUCCUUGGGUUAUCAGAAGGGGCCAUGUGUCUUUGCAGAAUCCGGUGGAGUGCACAUGGAAAUGACUGGCAGAUACCACCCUCCUCUCUGGUUGGCAGGGUGCUGAACCUGUGGGCUUAGAGCAGGCGAUGAUGCUAUGCUGCCUCUCGUUAUGUGACCCUCUGCUGUUCUGAUUGCCCACUGCUUAUUCUCAUCUGGCUCAGCUGGCGGGCCUAGUCCUCCCUCUCCCACUUGAAGGGGGGGGGGGGAGAAUGUGUGAAAUUAGGACAAGAGAAAGUAGGACUGGAGAAGGAGGUAAUGAUAGGCCUCUGAAUCCUAAGUCCUUUCCUGCUCUACUGAGCAGAGAGACUAAUCUCAACUGAUAGGAUUUCUACUUUGUUACCUGGACCUUGUACCAUCAGUUACGCUCUUCCUUAUUCUAGUAACUUCAGCCUUGUGCCCAAUCCUAAAGAAACGAGUUCUUAGCUUGUUUAGUUCCUUCUGUUCCUCAGUAAAUGUCACAGUAAUGAAAAUAACAAUUAGUA